Impatiens glandulifera is the source of this 3152-nucleotide messenger RNA. Its product is annotated as serine/threonine-protein phosphatase BSL1-like. The record is from RefSeq and is a predicted model, not a curated record. Lineage: Eukaryota; Viridiplantae; Streptophyta; Magnoliopsida; Ericales; Balsaminaceae. Bases 312 to 2897 code for a protein of 861 amino acids. Gene Ontology annotation, molecular function: protein binding; phosphoprotein phosphatase activity. Gene Ontology annotation, biological process: brassinosteroid mediated signaling pathway. The transcript has 21 exons.
UUCUCUCUACUAGGGAUCCCGAAUUCGCCGGAGAAGAGAAGAGAAGAGAAGAGCCUCCUGCCGGAUUCUUCUACUGGGUAAAAAACAUCAUUCUAUUUCCUCAGUCCUAUCAUUCUUAAUUAAAGACUCUUCUUUGAGCAGACGGGUCCCACUCCCCGAGGUAUCCGGCUCCUGGUCCCGCCACAGAAUUGUGUUGUUAGCCUCCUUCUAGUUCUACCAUUGCAACUUUCAAUUCCCUUAAGGGCUGUUGUGAUUUCUCACUACAAUUCAAAUCUAAACUUGGUGGCGAUCGGGAUAAAGAUAUCUACUUUAUGGAUUCUAAUCUUUUCUCUCCGGCACCCACUUAUCGAACUCUAGAAACAUUUUGGGAUUCUGACGAGGAUGCUCCUGGUCCCCGAUGCGGUCAUACGCUCACUGCCGUUGCCGCCACGGGAAAACAUGGUCCAAGGCUUAUCCUUUUUGGCGGCGCUACUGCCAUUGAAGGGGGUCCUUCAUCUGUUGCCCCUGGAAUCAGGCUUGCUGGAGUCACCAACUCUGUGCACUCGUAUGAUGUUCUUACAAGGAAGUGGACGAGACUUAGAGCAACUGGUGACCCGCCUUCUCCCAGAGCUGCCCACACUGCAGCUGCAGUUGGGACGAUGGUUGUGUUUCAGGGUGGCAUUGGUCCUUCUGGGCAUUCAACUGAUGACCUGUAUGUGCUUGAUCUGACCAAUGACAAAUUAAAGUGGCACAGGGUUGUAGUUCAAGGACAAGGUCCAGGGCCUCGAUAUGGACAUGUGGUGGACUUGGUUGCCCAAAGAUAUCUUGUAACAGUUAGUGGCAAUGAUGGGAAAACAGUGCUAUCAGAUGUUUGGGCUUUUGAUACUGCUCAAAAACCAUAUGUGUGGCAAAAAAUUAGCCCAGAAGGUGAUAUACCUUCUGCAAGAAUGUAUGCGACAGGCUGCGCUCGUUCUGAUGGCAUGUUUCUACUUUGCGGUGGCAGAGAUUCAUCUGGAACACCGCUUGCUGAUGCUUAUGGGCUACUCAUGCAUAGAAAUGGCCAGUGGGAGUGGACCCUUGCACCUGGAGUUGCUCCUUCAUCAAGAUAUGAACAUGCAGCUGUUUUUGUUGGACCAAGAUUGCAUGUUACUGGGGGUGCACUCAGGGGAGGACGAGCAGUAGAUGGUGAAGCAGCAAUUGCAGUUCUGGACACUGCUGCUGGAGUGUGGUUGGAUAGAAAUGGAAUGGUGAAUUCUUUACAGGGGAGUAAGGGCCAACCUGACCAAGAUCCUUCAUUGGAACUCAUGCGUCGCUGCCGUCAUGCAGCUGCAUCUGUUGGUGUUAGGAUAUAUGUUUACGGUGGUCUUAGAGGAGAUGUCUUGUUGGGUGAUCUUGUAGUUGCAGAAAAUCCUGAUAGUGUGUCAAUGGUUUCAAGUCCUAGAAUGUCCCCAAACAAGAAUUCUUUUUCUCCAACAUUAGAUUCUGACAAUGGACAAGAGAGCACGGAUGACUCAAUGACUAAACUCGCCAAAAACUCUGCUGAUGAGGCUAAGGCAGCUUCUGUGGUCUGGCAAGUAGCAAACCAAGCAUCUCCUACUGACGAAUCUUCCGGAUCAGAAAAUAAUCCAACUGCAGAGUCCACUUCCGAUGGUAGUGACAAUGAGUUGGAUGUCCGACUUCAUCCAAGAGCUGUUGUAGUUGCUAAAGAUGCUGUUGGAAAUCUAGGUUUGUUGAUAAGGCAGCUCUCAUUGGAUCACUUUGAAAAUGAAAGUAGGAGAAUUGUUCCAGUUAACAACGAUCAGCCAUAUUCUGCCAGGAAGAUCACCAGGCAGAGAUCUCCUCAAGGCUUGCAUAAAAAGAUUAUUUCAAAUUUGCUUAAACCUCGGAAUUGGAAAGCUCCUACCAAUAGGAGAUUUUUUCUGGAUUCUUAUGAAGUAGGUGAGCUUUGCUAUGCAGCUGAACAGAUCUUUAUGCAGGAGCCAACAGUUCUUCAGUUGAAAGCUCCUGUCAAAGUGUUUGGUGAUCUUCAUGGACAAUUUGGUGACUUAAUGCGACUUUUUGAUGAAUAUGGGUUUCCUUCCCCUGCAGGAGACAUAACGUAUAUCGACUAUUUGUUUCUAGGUGAUUAUGUUGACCGUGGACAACAUAGUUUAGAGACCAUAACCUUGCUACUUGCGCUAAAGAUUGAGUACCCCGAUAGUGUUCAUCUUAUACGUGGGAACCAUGAGGCAGCUGACAUUAAUGCUCUCUUCGGUUUUCGAAUUGAAUGCAUUGAGAGAAUGGGAGAGAGUGAUGGUAUCUGGGCAUGGACACGGUUUAAUCAGCUAUUUAAUUACCUUCCUUUGGCGGCUCUUAUUGAGAAAAAGAUCAUAUGUAUGCAUGGUGGAAUAGGAAGAUCUAUACAUUCUGUGGAACAAAUAGAGAAAAUUGAAAGACCCAUAACAAUGGAUGCUGGCUCCCUCAUUUUGAUGGACCUCUUGUGGUCUGAUCCUACUGAAAAUGAUAGUGUAGAAGGUUUGAGACCAAAUGCUAGAGGGCCGGGACUCGUCAGCUUUGGGCCUGAUCGCGUAACGGAUUUUUGCAAGAAAAACAAAUUGCAGCUGAUUAUAAGGGCGCAUGAAUGUGUUAUGGAUGGGUUUGAGCGGUUUGCUCAAGGACAGCUAAUUACCCUUUUCUCAGCUACCAAUUAUUGUGGAACGGCAAAUAAUGCUGGAGCGAUACUUGUAGUUGGAAGAGGGUUGGUUGUUGUUCCAAAGUUGAUCCAUCCCAUACCGCCUCCUCUUCACUCCCCAGAGGCUUCUCCUGAACGUGUAACAGAUGAAACAUGGAUGCAGGAGCUCAACAUUCAGAGACCCCCCACUCCAACAAGAGGCCGCCCACAGCCAGACUUUGACCGUAAUUCCCUGGCUUAUAUAUAGAGAACAGCGGCCGAACCCUAGAAUUCUCUAGAGUAUUUGUUUGUUUUUUAUUGGAAAAGUGCAGUUUUUAGGUUAUAGAUUGGUUGUCUUUAGAGAGUAUAAACUAUUACAAAAAGGAAACCUACAUGAAGAUGAUAUAUUGACAGAAAGCCAGACAGAGAAAGAAAAGACAACAAAUUGUGGAGAAUUUUCAUUGACUAGUUUUUUGUUUUUUUUUUGUACAUUAUUUUUUUUAAAGUACUAUCAUUUGUUGUA